AUGAAGGACUAUGACAUGUUUGAAAGGUCCUGCGCACCAGAAAAAAAGUAUGACCUAUCUGGGAGUUUCAGUUUACCAUCUUCCAAGAUUAUUUUUGCCUCAUCCUUCUGCUCAACAGACAAUUGCACUCCAAAUGAACCAACAAUACCAGAGAAUGCGAAUCAACCCAAUCAAGUGACUUGUCCAGCCUGCCUUUCACUUGAUUCUAACCUGUGUAACACAUCACAAAGCAUUCCGUGCACUGGGAGUGAAAAUAUGUGCUAUCUAGGAGUUGCAACAUCGCCAGUAUUCUCUUACCCUGUGGUGCUCCGUGGAUGUGCAACUAAAAGCUCCUGUGAUAUUGUCAGCACGGACCAAGAAGCCAUUCUUAACACCCUGCAAAUCAAUUCCAACCUUCUGUGCACCAAUGGAGCCUGCCAUCAUCAUUAUGGAUUCCUUCUCCCAGCAGCCAUUGCUUCUGCACUAAUGAAAUUUAUGUUUGUUUGA
Molecule: messenger RNA, 486 nt
Organism: Xenopus laevis (African clawed frog)
Lineage: Eukaryota; Metazoa; Chordata; Amphibia; Anura; Pipidae
Product: phospholipase A2 inhibitor and Ly6/PLAUR domain-containing protein-like
Exons: 3
Coding region: 1-486 (161 amino acids)
Source: RefSeq, a predicted model, not a curated record